This is a messenger RNA of Bursaphelenchus xylophilus (pine wood nematode), 943 nucleotides long. The record is from the annotation of a GenBank genome assembly. NCBI's taxonomy places the organism in Eukaryota, Metazoa, Nematoda, Chromadorea, Rhabditida, Aphelenchoididae.
AUGCCUUCGAAUCAACAGGACUCGACGUCUGUGGACCAUUGCGAACAAAGGAUGGCCAGCCUACGUACUGCUACUGGCCUGUCUUCGCACCAACCGUAAGCCCCAACAGUACAUUUGGAGCUUACGGAUUCCAUCAAGACAGAAGAGAUUUUAAAUGCAAUGACCAAAUUCUGCGCACGCAGAGGAGUCCAACAAUAUAUUCUCAGCGACAACACCCCCUACUUUGUCGCUGGAAGCAAAAUGUAUCUACAUCUGCAAAAUAUCGCAUGGACACACACCACACCAAACGCUUCAUGGCGCGGAGUGACGUAUGAGAGAAUGAAGUCUAAAGGAAGGAAUUAAGCGCACUCUGGGGCGAACACGACCUACGUAUAGGCUCGACAAGUUUUGGGCACGAUGGAGAAAGGAAUACCUUGCCGAUCGUGGAAACUACCAAGAGAAACAAACUCUCAUUCCGAGACCAGAACCAGAAAAACCGAGAGGAGAAUGGAAAAUGGCCCGGAUUAAAAGAGCAAUCAAAUCCAAUGAUGGAAUCACGAGAAACUGCGAGAUCAUCCUGAAUGUAUGUCGCUUGGAGGCAAUGACCGUAAGGCAACAGACGCUGUUGAACGGCGUCCCAGAAGGUCGAGAAGAGAAAAACCCACCCGAAGUUCUAUCAGAAGAAGAAUGUAAGAAGAUGAUUGCGGAAAGAAAACGCAAACAUGGAGAAUUAGUAAAAGGAAGAUCGAUUUACCGGACACACAACAAAGUCAGCAUCGAUCCCCCAAACAGAAUUAUGACAUUCUUAAAAUGGAGAAAGGGUGGAUAUCAAGAGAAACUGCCUCCUGGUAGAAACAAAAGUAUUCGCCCAUUACGGAAGCCCAUCAGCAGCUUCACUCCGACAUCACUAAUUCACUUUUUUUCGGUGCCAAGUAUAAUAUCAGAGUGUUCGGCCCGGGCGUAA